AUGUCUGAAUUUGUGUACGCGAAGUUACACGAAAUCAAUCAGUUAAAUCAUCCGCGCAGUUUGCAAAUAUUAUCAUUAUCACUAAUCAUGGUAGCGAUUCAUGAAAUCCUUAAAAAGCUUAUCAUUGAGGCCAUAAGAACAGCAAAGGUGCAAGGUGGAUGGAAGGUUGUGGUGGUAGAUGAACCUGCACAAAAAAUUUUAGAUUCGGCCUGUAAGACGUUUGACAUUCUCGAAGAGAAAGUUACCUUGGUAGAGCAGCUCGAGAAAACUCGUCAAACUUAUCCUCUUGAGGCUGUAUACAUUAUUACUCCUUUGACAGAAUCGAUUUCUAAAGUGAUUGAGGAUUUUACUAAGAAUCCACCUUUGUAUACUGGAGCGCAUGUGUUUCUUACUUCGCCCCCUGAGCGUUCGGACUAUGAUAGGUUAACGAAAUUAAUUCCUAAGGACUACUUAAAAGACUAUAAAGAGCUUUUUAUUGAAUUUCAUG
Messenger RNA from Racocetra persica, 487 nucleotides. NCBI's taxonomy places the organism in Eukaryota, Fungi, Glomeromycota, Glomeromycetes, Diversisporales, Gigasporaceae. The record is from the annotation of a GenBank genome assembly.